Messenger RNA from Seminavis robusta, 645 nucleotides. Lineage: Eukaryota; Bacillariophyta; Bacillariophyceae; Naviculales; Naviculaceae. The record is from the annotation of a GenBank genome assembly.
AUGGGCUAUCGAAGGAGUCUUCCAUACUUGGACCUUUGGCUUGGCGGCGGCGCCUUGGUUACUAGUGUUGGCGGAGUCGACCGCCAUGGUCGACAAUUAAUUAUUGGUCGAAGUAAUGGAGCCUUUGGCUCAGCACCUACCGUACGCAAACGACUCCGUCGAUCUACAAGCGAGGAUCAAACCAGUACCGACACAGAAGAAAAUCAGCAACCUGCCAAGCGCCCCAAGAAGGACGCAGCAGAUGAUUUGGCAAAGGUCCUCCAAAACCGACCCAGUCAAUCGAAGGAUCAGACAGGACAACAAAACCAACAACAAGCUGCCAAUAACGCCCCAAGAAGUCUCCAAGCAGAUGAUUUAAUUUGUCCCAUCAGUUUGGAGUUGCCAUGGGAACCCGUCAUGGCCGAGGAUGGACGAGUCUAUGAGCGGGAAUGUAUUGAGGACCAUAUCAAAAACAAUCCGUGGGAUCUCCGGUCACCCAUCACAAGAGCAAGGAUGGGAACCCGGCUAUUGCCAGCCAUUCAGCACCGAAACACCAUUGAGACAUUGGUGGAGUCAGGUGCCAUUGAGGAAGAAUUGGCAGACAUUGUGUGUGGAACGAAGAAGAAAAAGAGAAAAAGAGAAUGGAAAAUUGUUGGAGGAGGCUGA